Molecule: messenger RNA, 2784 nt
Organism: Sporothrix schenckii 1099-18
Lineage: Eukaryota; Fungi; Ascomycota; Sordariomycetes; Ophiostomatales; Ophiostomataceae
Product: protein phosphatase 2A regulatory subunit CDC55
Exons: 7
Coding region: 1-2784 (927 amino acids)
Biological process (GO): peptidyl-serine dephosphorylation
Cellular component (GO): protein phosphatase type 2A complex; cytosol
Molecular function (GO): protein binding; protein phosphatase regulator activity
Source: RefSeq, a predicted model, not a curated record
AUGCCCCUGCAGUGCGGUCUUACGGACAUCCACCCCUCUCUCCUCGCCCGCUCUUUCCCUCGCCGCCAGAGCGUCCCCCCUUUAGACUUGCCUUCCUGCUCCCUCCUGCUUCCCACCAUCCCAGCAAAUUAUUGGGAAGGUGCUGAUGUAUUUUUGCCCUUGACCUCUUGCCUCUUCUGUGGACAUCGCUCUCCCUUCCAACCUACCUUUGUCGACAUCUCACGCCGUAUCGCCUUCUUUGUCCUGUCCCAACGCCGCCUUAACCUUGUUUGUGUACAGAAUCCGUUUCGAUCGCUUUUGGGUUCUUGUCUUUGCUUCCUUUUCCUCCUCCUCCCGUCCUUGUCACGUCGCAUCCUCGUCUUUUCCAGAAACCCCCUUGUCUUGUUUGGACUGGCAGCUCUCCUCGCGCAGCCGCUGCCAUCUCCACAUCGCCCAUCUCGACCGUUUCCUGUUAUCCUUGUCUCUUUUUUCUUGCUUCAGUUGGCCACCGUGCUCUGCACGCCAUCUCUCGCUCAUCGUCUCUGCCAUCGCAAUCUCGCCGCUGCUCACGCCGCCAUUCACGUCAUCCCGCCAUCCCGCCCUCGGACGUUGCAGCCUCGACGACCUCAUCCUUUCUACUUCCGCCAACCGCCCACUCCUUGGAACGCGCUCUCCCGACUCGCCGCGUUCGCCAACCCCCAUCGAUUUGCUCCGGCCGGCCGUCUUUGUCACGCUCCCCUCCUCGAUCGGACCCCGAACCGCGUUGACACAUCGUCCAGCUCGCGAAAGUCAGCGCUUGCCGCCACACCGCCCACGAGACGCAUCGUCGGUUCCGAAUUAGGAUCCAAGACAUCCACAUCGGCCAGACCGUGCCAAAGAUUAUCCUCUGCGUCGCCGUACUUGUCGACCGUAAUCGCCCUCUAUCCUGGCUCAACCUCGCCCUUGGCCGUCCCAAUAUCGAUUGCUCGUCAUACCACCUUUAUCAACUCGUUUCGUCAUCGACACAAGGGCUGCUCUUCCGGCACCCUUUGCGAACCAGGCUUGGAAUCAUGGUGGAAGCAGAGGCGAACUCCCCUACGUGGAAGUUCACACAGUAUGUGGCCCCUGGUCCCUCUGCUCUUUUUCUUUUAUCCCUCGAACACCGCCUGCGAGUCCUUUCAUACUCGUGUCAUUACUCGUGCCCCUCCAACCGCUACCAAGCGUCUCUUUGUUGUCGAGGCUCCCCCUUUAUUCUCAUAUUACCUCUCACCUUGGGCCCGCUUGAUAGUACUCUUGCGUUUGUGGCCUGGGAUGGUUCUCAGGAGCAAGCUCCUCCACGGACCCCGAUUCACAACUGAGCGAGAAACAACGCCUCUACCCAUAUGUUUCCUUUUCGAGACCCGUAUCAUUUGGACAUUGCCAGGUGCUCUCGUCGUGUCCAAGCGACCGCUAACGCAUUGUCUCCUCGCAGCCGAUAUCAUCUCGACCGUCGAGUUUGACCACACAGGCAAUUACCUAGCAACAGGAGACAAGGGAGGAAGAGUUGUCCUCUUUGAGCGCAACGAAACUAAGAAAACAUGCGAGUACAAGUUCCACACCGAAUUCCAAUCGCACGAGCCAGAGUUUGACUACCUGAAGUCGCUCGAAAUUGAAGAAAAGAUCAACAAAAUCAAGUGGUGCCGGCGGCAGAAUGCCUCACAUUACCUUUUGUCGACAAACGACAAGACCAUCAAGCUGUGGAAGGUGUUUGAGAAGUCGCUGAAAGUUGUCGCCGAGAACAAUCUCACUCAAGACUUGACGCCCGGUGGUCUCGUGGCCGGUGGCGGCGCCCCACGGCCCUUACCAUCUGUGCACUUCCGCAACGCGAGCGACCUGAAGCUCCCCCGCCUCACGCACCACGACACCGUUGUCGCCGCCGUUCCGCGCCGGACCUACGCCAAUGCCCAUGCGUACCACAUCAACAGCAUCUCGGUCAACAGUGACGGGGAAACAUUCAUUAGUAGCGACGACCUACGCAUUAACCUCUGGAACCUCAACAUUCAAGACCAGAGCUUCAACAUUGUCGACAUCAAGCCGGCCAACAUGGAGGAGCUGACCGAGGUGAUCACCGCUGCCGAGUUUCACCCACAAAGCUGCAACUGGUUCAUGUAUGCCAGCUCCAAGGGCACCAUCAAAUUGGCGGACAUGCGGGAGAGCGCGCUGUGCGACCAGCACGCCAAGCUGUUCGAACAAGAGGAGGACCCCCAAUCGCGGUCCUUCUUUUCCGAAAUUAUCUCAUCCAUCUCAGAUGUUCGGUUCUCACACGACGGCCGUUACAUUCUGUCCCGCGACUACCUCACCGUCAAGAUCUGGGAUGUGAACAUGGAGCGACAGCCUGUCAAGACGAUCCCUAUCCACGAGCAUCUGCGGCCGAGGCUCUGUGACACUUACGAGAACGAUAGCAUCUUUGACAAGUUUGAGGUGGUCUUUUCGGGCGAUGCCAAGAAUGUCAUGACGGGCAGCUACAACAACAACUUUAUGAUCUACCCAACCGACCCUGAGAAGGAGACCGAGGUUGUCCUGCAGGCCGACAAGUCGGCCUUCAAGGCCAAGAAGGUGGGCGUGCCGACGCCGAUCAACACGUCGACCAGCCCGACGGCCAACGGCAAGAAGAACGGCUCGCGGUCGGGCAGCCCUACGCCCGGCCAGGGCCAGCGGAUGCGCAAGGAGACCGACGCGGACCAGAUCGAUUUUAACAAGAAGAUCCUACACAUGAGUUGGCAUCCGUUUGAGGACAGUAUCGCUAUCGCCGCCACUAACAACUUAUUUGUCUUCUCCGCAUUGUAG